AUGAACAUGUGAAUAUUUUUUUAAAAAUGUGUCAUCCUAAACAGAAAGCUUUAUCACAAAGUUUAAUUGAUGAAGAUCCAUUUUUAUAUUUAAAAAUUGAGGAUACAUCAAUAUUAGAUUCCAUAGAUUCUCGACGUCCAUGUACAAAAUGCUGUAAAUCGAGAAAAUAUUUUUGCUAUACAUGUUAUGUACCUGUUCAAGAUUUACAAGGAAAAUUGCCAGUUGUUAAGUUGCCGUUUAAAAUCGAUAUAAUCAAACAUAAACAUGAAAUCGAUGGGAAAAGUACAGCGAUUCAUGCAUCAAUUUUAGCCGAACAGGAUGUAACCAUCUACACAUACCCAGAUAUACCCGACUACGAUGCUGAAGAUAUAUCAAAAACUGUGUUAAUAUUUCCAUCGAAUGAUGCGUUAAAUAUCGAACAAUUAUUUAUGAAACAAUUAAAUAGUCCUGAAUUUCAACAGCCAUCGUUAGCGACAAUACCAAAAGGUUAUAAUCGUAGUACGCUAUUGAAGAAUCGUAUUUGUACGAGUAACGAGCAUAAAAUCGAUCCAAUCGCAUAUAAUUUAGAUAAAUUACCAAUAGAUCGAGCGGUUUUUAUCGAUAGUACAUGGCAUCAAAGUAAAGGGAUUUAUAAGGAUGAUCGAAUUAAACGAUUACAAUGUGUGGCGUUACAAAAUCGUGUAUCACAAUUUUGGCGACAUCAGAAGAACAGUCCACGAUGGUAUUUAGCAACAAUUGAAGCGAUCCAUCAAUUUUGUGUUGAAAUGCAUAUAAACGCAUGGGGCUUUAAUAAAAACUAUUAUCCAGCGUUGCAAUAUUUAUUUUAUGAUACAACAUUUUUAAAUGGAAAACAAAAUGAAAGUAAUGAAGAUUGUUUGAAGAAUAAUGAUAGGUUAGAAAGUGAUCGAUUGAAUAGUGUUCAUAGUACAGUGUUGCCAUCUGGUUACAAUGGACAAUAUGAUAAUUUAUUGUAUUUUUUUAAAUAUAUGCAUGGCAAGAUACAUUUAUAUUACAAUCAUACCGAUUUACAAGCGUACAAAAGACCUGUUUUAUAAAAAUUUAAUAAAUUAAAGUUUUAUUUUA
Messenger RNA from Chrysoperla carnea, 1083 nucleotides. RefSeq names its product tRNA-uridine aminocarboxypropyltransferase 1. The transcript has 3 exons. Bases 27 to 1055 code for a protein of 342 amino acids. Gene Ontology annotation, biological process: tRNA modification. NCBI's taxonomy places the organism in Eukaryota, Metazoa, Arthropoda, Insecta, Neuroptera, Chrysopidae. Gene Ontology annotation, cellular component: nucleus. Gene Ontology annotation, molecular function: tRNA-uridine aminocarboxypropyltransferase activity. The record is from RefSeq and is a predicted model, not a curated record.